Molecule: messenger RNA, 333 nt
Organism: Purpureocillium takamizusanense
Lineage: Eukaryota; Fungi; Ascomycota; Sordariomycetes; Hypocreales; Ophiocordycipitaceae
Exons: 1
Coding region: 1-333 (110 amino acids)
Source: RefSeq, a predicted model, not a curated record
AUGCUUUUCCCAAGCGCACACCACCACCACCACCAUGAUAGCUCCCCUGCUAGCAGUUCUUCCACCAGCCCAUCACCGUCAAUACUACUACUGCUGCUGCAUGCCACCACCACCAACCACAAGCUGCCGCUGCCGCUGCUGCUGCUUCCGCGCGCCCGCGGUCGUUUCUCGCCCCCCCCCCUCCCUUCGUCCCGCCCUCUCUCCGGCCUGCCUGCCAGCCCAGCCAACCUGCAAGCCAACCUGCAAGCCUGCCGGCCGGUACGUGCACGGCUUGUUCCCCCCCCUGGAUCAAGCCAGUCAGUCAGUUCGGUCAUACGGUCACUUGCCCAUUGA